Messenger RNA from Closterium sp. Naga37s-1, 1260 nucleotides. The record is from the annotation of a GenBank genome assembly. NCBI's taxonomy places the organism in Eukaryota, Viridiplantae, Streptophyta, Zygnematophyceae, Desmidiales, Closteriaceae.
AUGCCACGUCAUCCCGAGGUGUACGAACCGUGCGACGACUCCUUCGCCCUCGCCGAUGCCAUCGCCACGGAUAUCGCCCGGUUCUACCCGUCGCUCGCAACCUGCGCCAGCGACAACAGUCCGUCAUCCGAUCAAGCCCUUCCACCAUCGUUGAUCUCUCACAAAUCCCCCGCGUCCCCUUCUUCAAAUUUCUCUACAUCCCCUCACCCUUCACAUUCCCCCACCAUAUCCCCUGGCGUUCCGUCGUUCCCUGCUCUGGUUGUCGAGCUCGGGUCCGGAAGUGGCUUCGUGCUUACAUCAGUAGCCCUCGCCCUCCGCGCCCUCUCUGCCCCUUCCGCCCCCCCUGUCAUCGCGGGCAGCAACAGUGCGGCUACUGGUGCUGGCGGUGUUGAUGUUGCUGGUGCUGCCGGUAGGGAUGCUGGCAGUGGUGCUGCUGCUCCCAGUGCUGCCGUCUCCCUUGCCUCUCAGGCCGCAUUUCUCGCGGUGGACAUAAACCCCCAUGCCGCUGACAUCACUCGACAAACCCUAGCAGCCCACAGCAUUCCAGCGGAUGUUGUUUUAUCGGAUCUCGGAACGGCCCUUAUACCGAGGAUGGCAGGCCAAGUGAACAUUCUCAUUUUCAACCCACCAUACGUCCCCACUUCGCCUCAAGAAGUGCACCGGCCGGGAAUCACGCAAGCCUGGGCGGGAGGGGAUCGUGGGAGGGAGGUAAUUGAUCGAGCUAUGGAGGUUUCAGCGGAGCUAUUGUCUCCCACAGGGGUGUUUUACCUGCUUGUUGUGGCGGAGAAUGACCCUGAAGAGGUGGGGGAGAGGACGAGAGGGUUGGGGUUUGAAGGAGAGGAGCUGCUGAGGAGAGGGACGGAAGAGGAGGUUAUUGUGCCGGAGGACCAUGUCACGCUCCUUAAUGUCCGACCAACCCGCGCCACGAUUCUUCCCACGCGCACAGACCUGUCAGCAUCGUCAGGAGGGCAGGGCGACGACGACGAUGGGUACAUGCUGGCCAUGGAGCAGAUUCUCAAUGACGUCAUUCACAAGGCGCAUGAACGCUUCCCUGGCCUCAAGGUGGACAAGGCCAUCAAAUCGGGCGACCCCAAGAACCUCAUUCUGGACGAGGUGGUCAUCAGGGACGCGGCAGCGCUGGUCAUGAGCUCAAGGGGGCUCAGUCCGGUGCAGAGGACCUUCCUUGGCUCAGUUAGCGACUACUGCUCUCGCAAUGCAGAGUGUCCGGUGAUUGUUGUGAGAGGCAAAUCAGCCCACUGA